CUUUACAGCUAUGCAUGUAGACCUGAUCAUUUUUUAAGCUUGGCCUUGUGUGCAAGCUAAUCAUGGACACAACAGAGGAUGAGAAUGUGGCCAUGCUCCUAAGCAUGGGCUUCCCCUCUGUGGAACAAGUGAGACGGGCUCUACAGAUGAGUAAAAAUGAUAUUAAUGAAGCUGUAAAUUUGCUCACGAGUGAGGGAUCUCUCACUUCUUAUUCCACAUUUGAUGACCUUACUGGCAUGGAUGUCUCCGUGCAGACAACUUCUCCUUAUCAGGAGAAGGAGGAAGAAGAGGAAGAUGAUGCUUUCCCCAUGGGUUAUCUUUACAAACUAGAAAGCACAGUGUUCACUGAACAGUGGUCAAUUCCUUAUAGGAGAAAUGAACCUCUGGGGAAGUGCCUUAUUGCAGCUGCCCGUCUAGUCAGAAAUGGUCAGUACGAAGCAGACGAGCACUGUCAGCGCUUUGUGCAAAGAUGUCUUCCAGAAGUGUUCAGGAAGCUUCUUACAGCUUCUGCUGUGAGGAAUUGGAAUGCCUCCAUUCAACAGGGGGUGUAUGACAUGCUGGUUCUCUACUUGGAACUCAUUGUCUCUUUGCUUCGAGCUGGAGCUGUACCCUGUUCUCUGAUGAAUGCUGUUCUACCCUUGGCCUUUGACAUGGAUGUAGAGUAUCACCAAAAAAAUAAGAACCAGGACUGGGAUGAAACUGGUUGGGAGACUCAACUUUCUAUCGAACUAUUUGCCAAACCUUUGUCAAGUGGUCCUUUUCAGGAACCUUAUGGGAAGUUGGUAGACUUGAUCAACUGCUUUGGUGCAUUGGGUGGCUUCCAAUUGCUUGGAGAAAUGUUCCAGCAGUCAGAUGACCUUACUUGUGAAGACAUGGGUGCCUUGCUUGGUCCACUUGGGAUUUGUGCUCCAUUUCUGGUCCUAUCCACCAUCAAACCAAUCCUGUCUCCUUGCCUCAAAGUUGCUCUGGAGCGGCUUCACAGUCUUCCUGCCAAGGAAUUGAAAGAAAAGAAUGGAGGACAUGCAUUGCAACUGGUGAACUCCUUGAAGCAGUUGGUCAACAUUCUUGAACCUGAGCAGGAGGAAGCUGUCAAUACCCUUCGAUUAGAGAUCAUCCUCAGAAUGCUCCGUACUCCCAACUUCUCUAGCAGGAUCAUUGCUCUCAAGGAGCUUUUGAGAGUAAUGGAAGAAAGUGAAGUCACUGGGCCUGCUGUCCGUGUCAGUCAGCCUAUCGACCGUGCAAGUCUUCUUUUGUGGAUGGAGGAGAAUCAGAUUCUUCAUCUUGUAUUGGAAGGCAAUACAGACCAGGUGCAGUACAUGGAAAAGGUAAAGAAUGUGGUGGAGUACAUGGGCCCUGACUUGAGGGAGGAUGAACUGCAACGGAUGUGGAAAUUGCAAGAUGCAGGGAAUUCGCACACUGUGGAGAACUUGCAUGCCGUCCUAGCUGGGGCUGUCAGCCGUUUGUCCCCAAAGCAUAUUCAGUGUCUCACAUCCCUCAUACAUAAAAGUUGGACAACGGGUGAAGAUCGUGCCAGGGAGAGACUCAUCACUCUGAUCGGUCGAAUGGGGAGGGAGGUGAAAGAAAGUCAGCCGAUGGAGGAAUUCCUUCAACUCCUUUGGAGUCUGGCCUUGGAUCAGCUACUCCCUCCAUCCCUGGUGGAUCUUGCCCUUCAGGAACAUCAAGCCAUUGUCCAAGAGGCCUCGAAUCGAGAACAGCUAUCAAAAACAUAUGUGGCAAAGAGUGUGGAUGAAAUCCAAGAUGGUAAGCAUGUCGUUCCUGCACUGAAGCAUCUGGGCCAUAUGGCACAUUGUAUUGUCCAUGGUAAUUCUUCUUACUUCAAACCAAACAAGUCUGCUUUAUCUGAGCUGAGCCAAACACACGGACUCAUUCGACUUAUCACCGACAGUGUGAAGACUGUGGCAGGCCUAAAAGACUCUCAAGAACCAAAGUACUCAAUUCAGGAGGUGAGUGCUCUAUAG
This is a messenger RNA of Darwinula stevensoni, 1979 nucleotides long. The record is from the annotation of a GenBank genome assembly. Lineage: Eukaryota; Metazoa; Arthropoda; Ostracoda; Podocopida; Darwinulidae.